GCGGGCGGGCGGCUCCGGCUCCGGCUCCGGCUCCGGCUGCUCCGCGGAGCAACAGGGCUGGCGGCGGGAGCACCCCUGCGGCUCGGCCGCGCGGCUGCUAGCUGCAGCUUUAAAAAAUCAGGCAAGAACAGCCCGUAGUAGAGGGCUGCUGUCUCCUCUCGGUGGGGUUUUUUUUUUGAUUUGGGUUUUUUUGUUUUUGGUUUGGGCUUUUGGGGUUGGGUUUUUUUUGUUUUUGUUUUUGUUUUUUUUUUGGUAAGCAUGACCGAAAACCGGCACAACAAGUGGAUGAUGCGGGCGGGUGCUGGCUGAGCCGUGCCGUCUGGACGUGUCGGGGGGAGAAACUGCAAGAAGCGACGCCCGUCCUCCCGUCAGUGGAAACAGGCUUGGUACGCGGAUUAUUUAACGUUUUACAAAUCUGCUGCGAAAGCUGGGCUUGGAAGGACUAGUGAUUGCGCUCAUCCAUUCAUUCCAUCCGUCUCUCACACACACACGAACACGCCGCCUUCAUUUUUUUCCUUUUGGAACAAGACUCUUGCUUGUUGCCUUUUUGCAAAUGCCUGGGCGAGAAGCGGUGUCUGUGGCUGUGCAGAGUGCCCCCAGCCUAAGCUGCCUCACUGGCUCACUCUUGGCGCUCUUGUUGCACCCGGCAAGAAGGGAGAGAAAUAACUGGUCAACCUGUGGUGCUGACUGACCGUACACACCUGCAAAUGUAGAUCAGUCGGCAUAGCCCCCUCCUCAGGACUGCUGUCACCAGAUCCUUACACUAGCAGGAACAGCAUUGCUAUUUCUCUGCCUAGGAACAGUUAAGUGCUUCUUCUGCAUGACCAUAACCAAAGGGUGACCCAUCCACUCCCUUAUGUCCUAUGGGGACCUCAGAGCCAGUUUCUCAGUCUUCAUCUCCUCCUCCUCCUCCUCCUCCUCCUCCUACCACUGCUGCUGACGCCCUGGGUGCUGCUCCCAGGUUUGAGACAUUACUGACAGGCUGAAGAAAGGAUUUGCAAAGACCUCCUCACUGUGUAAAUAAAGUGAUGGCUGGAAUUAACUUCAACUCCCCAAGUAAUGAUAUUAAACAGUAAGAUUGUUAGGCCAAAGCAUUACCAGGAACAAAUUAUGAGGAAAGAGACUAUUUGCAUUUGGUUGCAAUGAUGAACUAAAACCAUCUGUGGAGAGCAGGUACCCUUUGAUUUGUGUAUUUUUUUCCUCAUGAAUGCCUGCAAGGUAGUCAUGAUUCUGAUCAGAUCUGUGAUAGCCACAGGAGGUAAAUGAAAAUAAAGGGGCUUGGUGGAUGAAAGAACAAGGCCUCAGCUGUUCCCUGGUUCAAUCUGAGAGUUUCAUCUUUUCUUAUUAGCAAAACAGUAGUUUGUGUCAAACAUUCUGGACAAUAAGAAAAUGCAGAUCUGUGGUUUUCCAAAACAUAGAUUCAGUCUUACAACUAUGUUGCCCUGGUCUGUGUCCAAGGGACUGUCCUCCAAAUGCAAAUGGCUUUGAACUUUCUAGUGAAAGCUAAGGUUACGCUGUAAAUAAAACGAAACCUUUUUGCAUUAAGCGAUAAAAAAAAGCAGUUGCAAAAUGGAGGUUGCAAUGGUGAGUGCAGAUAGCUCUGGGUGCAACAGCCACAUGCCCUACGGAUAUGCGGUCCAAGCUCGGGCCCGAGAGAGAGAGCGGCUGGCACAGUCAAGAGCCGCAGCAGCUGCAGCCGUAGCAGCAGCCACAGCAGCAGUAGAAGGUGGGGCAACAGGUGGAGGUGGACCGUAUCACCACUACCAUCAGGAACAGAGUCGAGGUGCAUCCUCCUCUCAUGGUGGGAAUGCGUCACGCAGCAGCAUGCCCCACCGCCAGAGUGGUAAGAGGCGGAAGAAAGGGAAGAAGAGGAGCCACCACUUGGGAAGUAGGGAGUGUGGGGCCUCCUUCCCCUGUUCUGAGCUGCUGCCUCUCAGUGGUUCUGAAGAGAGAAUACUGAAGGACUUGAGUGAGGAGGAAGAGGAGGAUGAAGACGAGGAUGAAGACGAUGAGGAAGAAGGAAAGCUCUACUACAGUGAUGACUAUGGGGAGGAUGAGUUUUCAUACUCAGACCAGCCACCUGAUGAUGGUGGAGGCCCUGGGGGUUACAGCUCUGUUCGCUACAGUGAGUACGAGUGUUGUGAGCGUGUGGUAAUCAACGUGUCAGGACUGCGGUUUGAGACACAGCUGAAGACAUUAGCUCAGUUCCCGGAGACGUUGUUGGGUGAUCCAGCGAAGCGAGGGAGGUACUUUGACCCUCUCAGGAAUGAAUACUUCUUUGAUAGGAACCGGCCCAGCUUUGAUGCCAUCCUGUACUACUACCAGAGUGGUGGUCGGCUGAAGAGGCCAGUCAAUGUACCCUUUGACAUCUUCACCGAGGAGGUGAAAUUCUACCAACUUGGGGAGGAGGCCAUGCUCAAGUUUAGGGAGGAUGAAGGGUUUGUCAAAGAGGAAGAGGACAAAGCUUUGCCGGAGAAUGAGUUUAAGAGGCAGGUUUGGCUGCUGUUUGAGUACCCAGAGAGCUCCAGUCCAGCCAGAGGCAUUGCCAUCGUCUCUGUCUUGGUCAUCUUGAUCUCCAUUGUCAUCUUUUGUCUGGAGACUUUGCCAGAGUUCAGAGAUGACAAAGAAUUCGUCAUGUCCCUGAGCUUAGGGAAGGGACUUUCCAAUGAGUCACUUCACCUGGACGCUGGGGAGCACACCAUCUUCAAUGACCCUUUUUUCAUUGUAGAGACAGUAUGCAUCAUUUGGUUCUCCUUUGAGUUUACAGUGCGCUGCUUUGCAUGUCCAAGCAAAGCACACUUCUUCAAGAACAUCAUGAACAUCAUAGACAUUGUCUCCAUCUUGCCUUACUUCAUUACUCUGGGCACUGACUUGGCGCAGGAGCAGGGCAGUAAUGGUCAACAGGCUAUGUCUUUUGCCAUCCUGAGGAUCAUCCGUCUGGUCAGGGUGUUUCGCAUCUUCAAGCUCUCCAGGCACUCCAAGGGUUUGCAGAUCCUGGGUCAUACACUCAGAGCCAGCAUGAGGGAACUCGGCCUCCUCAUCUUUUUUCUUUUUAUUGGAGUCAUUUUGUUUUCCAGUGCUGUUUACUUCGCCGAAGCUGAUGAGCCUGCCACCCAUUUUCAAAGCAUCCCAGAUGCCUUUUGGUGGGCUGUAGUGACCAUGACUACAGUUGGUUAUGGGGAUAUGAAACCCAUAACUGUGGGUGGGAAAAUAGUUGGGUCCUUGUGUGCCAUUGCGGGAGUGUUAACCAUUGCUUUACCAGUGCCAGUGAUUGUCUCCAAUUUUAACUAUUUCUACCACAGAGAGACUGAGAAUGAAGAACAAACGCAGCUGAUGCAAAAUGCAGUCAGUUGCCCUUACCUCCCAACAAAUUUACUGAAGAAAUUUAGAAGCUCAUCAUCUUCAUCCACAGAGGAUAAAUCAGAAUAUUUGGAGAUGGAAGAAGGAGUUAAAGAAUCUCUUUGUGUAAAGGAGAAAAAAAGUCAGGACACGGGGAAUAGCAGUGAGUCAGAGAAGAAAAACUGUGUAAAUUCAAAUUCUGUGGAAACUGAUGUGUAAUUUUGAACGUUUCCAAAUAUAUUUAUGCAUUAAAGAGUGCAGUGAAAAUAAUUAAAUAUGCAAACGAGUCCACAGCAUACAGUAGUAUGCCAUUCAAUGGUUAAAUACGAAUAAAAAGUGUUGCUAAACUUGUAUUACAUAUCAAGUAAGUGGUAUAACUUGAGGAAGGGAUUGCUAGAUCUGAUGUAAUUUCAGACUUUAUAUUUUUAUUAGAAUGCAAGUGUUUUGCACAUGAGGCUGAAAAAUUUAUUAAAACUAAGUCAGUUUUAAAGUGGGUGCAUGAACUGUCGACAUCACUAAUAACAGCUCUGUGGUAAAAGUUGGCAUUCAGAGGUAUUUACUAUGUAAGAAGCAAUGAAGUUUGGUAGUCAUUUAUCUAUUUAUCAGUGCUUUAAUAGCAGCUACCAUAAAUCAUUGGAUACCAUAGUCAUUGUUUUUCAAAUGGUAAAUUUAUUGUAAAAAGAUAUUCUACAGAAGAUAGAUCUAAAUUUUUUUCUUGAAAUCUAUAAUGCUUGUUUUUAACUGGAAAUUUACUUUGAAAAGGCUGCUGAACCUCCAGAAAUUGUUUAUUUUUAUAACUCUCUUUGGAGGCAUUGCAGCAUUUGUUGUCUAAUAAUGAAAGAAAUGAAGUAAGAGAAUCAUUUAACCUGGUCUGACUGCAAAGGCAAAAUGACUGGAAUGCUUUUUUGCACUACUUUAUAUGCUGGAGAUAUAUUGAAAGAGACUUCAUACUGUGAAUGUUUACUAAUGUAAUAGUUCAAUGACAAUCAUUGGAAGAGUGAAUUCUGCAUCAUAUUUUAUUGUUUCUUUUUUCUUUAUGUGAUGCUGAUGGCGAAACAGCUAACAUUACAUUAAUUCCAUACUCUUUUUAAAAUUAUGAAUAUCUGUGAUCUGGAAAGGAUUGUGAAGUAAAAUUUUAUAAUCAAAAUUAUUUGAAAUCAGUGUUUUCUACUGAUGCCUGCAAGAAACACCAACCGAAUUUAUAUCUUUUUCCUGGUUAAUUUAACAUUCAGAGUCUAUGAUUAGUACAUGCACUUUGUCAGUAUGAAAGAAAUUCAAUGCAUGGGAGGAGAAGGUAGAAGUAAUAAGAUAUUCAGUUGUUGCAGUACUGACAAUUGAGAAUUGCUAACUUUUAACAUGCUAUUAUUGGUGCUGCAUUUUCCCUUAAUUACAGCUUUCACCCAUGUGUAUUUGAAGCAACAUUUAAGAUCCAAAAUAGGCAUUCUGGGAUUCAGAAUGAACAUGUUGGGUCCCAUGCAGUCCUUGAGAAAGCUUUCCAUGAUUUCUUCUCACUGAUUCUUAGGCCAGCUGUAUUUUACUAUGUGUCAAAAACUUCCAUUGCCCUUCCUAGGAGAUUAAGGUAGGUAAAAAUUCUCUGGCCCACAGUACAUUCCAGACUCCAAAAUGAAAUAGGUAAGAUAUUGCUGCAUAUAACAUAAAUAAUAGAUUCAGAACUGGCAUUUUUUCAGGCUUAUAAUUACCUAGGGAAGGCACAAUUAAACUGGAACUGUUUUUGAAGCGGCACUGUGGAACAUUCCAGAUUAUAAAACUUGAACCAAAUCAGCAUGUGCACUUUAGGGGCUGGGACAGGCCAUUAUGAGAGGAAAAGGGGCUUACCAACACUACUGAAUUACAGUGGUUUUGCAAUGUUCAUUUACAGCUGAGUGGAGGAUUUUUGCAGGGAGAGAAGUAGUUACUGACUGACUUACAGUUCUGGAGCUGAAAAGCAACAAUAAAAGCAGUCCAAAUUGGGCACCCACGACAUUAUGCAUAAUCUAUCAGAUAAGCAUUGUUUGCUGUAUGCAGCAUCCAGUGGUACCAAACAGAGCCAUAGACAUCGGUUUUUCUUUAAUGGUUGAUUUUUGCCCUCAUGGAUUUUCUGUGAAUCACCUCUUCGAAAAGUUUCUCUGCUUGUCCUCUUUUGCAUUGCAGAAGAACUAAUAAAACCCAAGACACACACUAAAGACUGUGUUGUGGUGAGCCCUGCUUCAAAACUUGUGUUUAAAUGUCUGAUUCCUUAUUUAAAAUCAUAGAGCGGGCUUCACUAUGUUUUUAAUGUGAAGCAUUAAACAAAGCUCCUUUUUAGUGUGGUGAUAUUAAUUCCAACUGUUUUGAGUGAAACAACUCAGUAAUUUUAUACGUAGGCAUUUGCCAAAAUUGAAUAUUGCAUUUUGUUGUAGCUGACCUGAGUUAAAUGUUCUAAAUACUUUUUUUCUACAGGGGCAAUAUCAGCAGUGAGGAUGAGCAUUCUGUAAAAUCUGGUAAAAAUCCAUAACUGAAAGUGUUUCUUUAACAGCUAGUAGUUAAUGACGUAAAGACCAUAAGGGUUCUCUUGUAAGCUAGCUUGCUGGUAGUUCUGCAUAAUACCAGAGACCAUAGCAAGAAUGUAGGAGUAGGUAAAUAAUGAACUUGGAGAAAAUAAGUAGUACGUGUUUGCAGUAUUGACUGGUUGAAAGGGAAGGUGGUUCAUAAGAGGUGGAAUUUUAGAUCUCUAAUGGAAAUAAGGAAGAAAAUUCUUUGAAUAACUCUUAGAAUAUGUUCACACUGCGGACAUGGUGCUCAGCAUGAGGUAACUGCUUAAGUAGUUACCCAGGUUCUCCAGCAAGUUGUUCAGCUAUUCUGCUACCAGUACACAACCUUUUAAUUUAAAAUGAGUGUGGCAGUGUCUACAUUAUGCUGUGAUCAUAGCAGUACCUCACUCUCUGAAGAAAAAGGUCUUACUGUAGGACCUCGUAGCAGUUGGCAGAGCAACAUUCUGGGUGUGUCAGCACUAUAUACUGCAGUACUGUAGAGGCAUAUCCUAAGGUAACAGUGGAGCCUGCUCUGCCUCCUGCAGUGAAUAAACCUACCUAUGUACUUCAUCAUUACAAAUAAGAACUACUAUAGCUUAAUGUUAGAUAGUGCUAUCAGUUUGGCAGACCAUUCUGAAUCACAGAAAGAACUGUGCAUUCUGGAAUGGAAGCAAAUACCUUUACUUGGGCUGGCUUAUCAUUUGAUUAUUCAACUACCCAUCGGUCCAGUCAGUUACAACACAGCUUGAAAAUGCCAAAGUGCUACCCCUAACACGCUAAACCCCAAAGAUCCUGAGUGCUUAACAAGAAACAGAAAUUUCCAUUAAGUAUUACUUCUGUUGAAAUUGUGUGCCAGUAUUUGAGCUGUUACAGCUCCAAGUUACUACUACUGCUUCUGUCAGAGCUUUCCCAGUGUUACUGGAUACUGACUACUCUCAGAAAAAUAAUUUUAUCAUCACUUGGGCAUUUUGCAUUUUACAUUUUAAAUUAUAGUGGUGAAAUGCAUUCCUGAUGUAACUGACGUGAAUGGAGUUACACAAGGGAUCGUUUUAGUUCUACUAAUGUAGUUCAAAUGAUUUCACAUUGACAUACAUUUCAGCUAAAAAUAAUGCAAAAUGAGAUAUUUUGAUAUAUCAGGUUCACUUGCAGUGGUGAAAAAAUUUGGAGGAGUUCCAUUAGAAUUCAUAGAAUCACAGCAGCAUCAACUCAGAUUUCAAAUAUAGGCUGAUACUUAACUGUGUACUGGCACUUAUUUAAAGAAAUUCAUAAGUCUUUUAAUAGUAAUCUUAAGUGCCAAGGCCAGACUCACAGGGAGAGAGUUUUGCCAGCUGAAGUAUUGGAUUUAAUGCCUGACUUCAGAGAUCCAUAGGUUUUUUUUCUUUAUUAGAGUCAUGGAGUCUUCUGAUGUUACAUUGAUUCCUUGAAGAUUUCAGCCUGGAUGCUGAAACUUAUAUUGAAGUGUUGUGUCACCCUGUUAGGGAGUUCUUGGCAAAGUUUUUUAGUGUUCAGUAAAGCUUUCUCAGAAUGAUUCCACAAGAGGCCAGUUCCAUUGAUGGAAAGUGUAAUUUGUUUGUAUUUGAAGGAAGAUUCUUCUGCUUACAUAGUUCUGUUGUGUAGAGUCCAUUUCUGUGACAGCCAUGUAAUGCAGAAUAAAUCUGGGAGAUCAAGGGAGUGAAAAACCCCACUGCUAUCAUGAUUACAUCUAAUUCAUGACAACAGUGUUCUUGGUAUUUGGGGAUAGUAGUAGGCAUUAUGGACUUCUUGUCAUCAAAAAUGGGAUUGGAGUGUGUUUUCAGUCAGUAAAACUUUUCAAGUAGCUUUGGAAUGUGAAAAUGAUUUUGCAUAAAUAUUGGUGUGCAAAGAAUUUGGGAUCAGGCCAUAACCUUGAAUAAAGGAUCAUUAUCUUGUAACUCCUGACAGAGAAAGUUCCUGUCAAGUAUGCUUUCAGGUGUUGAGAGUCAUUUGACGUGGGAUAUGAAAAAUCACUGCUAAACUACCCAAGAAUAUGAAAUACUUCCUCUUCAUAUUUGCAUAAAUGUAGGAUAAAUGCACUAUGGAAAAACAGCAAAAUAUGAGAAAGUCUAUUCCAUGUGUAACUAGUUUGUGGAAAGCCUUUCCUGCACAGCACUGAAAAAUGAAGUGUGUCUUUCUGGUGAUCCCAGAGUCAUAAAACUAAUUCUGAGUAUACGUUAAUUUUUAGCAUAAGCUUUACACUUUAUUGAUAGUCCUCAAAUUAAAUAUGAACUAUCCAUGGUGCUUUAGACUAUGUCAGUAGCUUCCUCUCACUAUUUCUUACUGGUUCCUUAUUACUUCUUACUGUCAUUGUGUCCAGUUAUAAAUACAGGCCUACUUUUUUUAAAUUAUUAAUUGACAUGAGACAGUAACAAAUAAAAGCAAAGAUUUUUUAAAAAAAUCUAUAAUACCUGGCAUAUAAGUUACAUAUUUUUCUUAUCAUUAAAUAAAUCUAAAUGAAAGUCCAUAACAUCUGUAGACGUGGGGCAGGGUAUCCAUUUUCCUGUUGCUAUAACUGAAUGAUCAAAUGCUUCUGAUUUUGCAGUGAAUAAGAUCUACUUUAUAGAUUUACCAUAUUUGUGCGCCUCUGAAAUGAAUGCUUGUAGAAAAAUUGGCAAUUUUUUAAAAACAAACAUUCCUUCAUUUCCACAGAAGUCAUCUAAUGUGGAAAAAGUGAUUGACAAAUUAAUUGUGGGUUAAAGUGCAUAAAUGUUUUGUAUCUGGCAACCAGGUACAAACACGAAACUUUACAUAUUGCUACCAUGCUUUCUGUGUAUUCAGAACUCUGAUGACAUUAAUUCUGAAGGAAAACUCAUUAAAGCAUUUUGUACUGA
Molecule: messenger RNA, 8695 nt
Organism: Aquila chrysaetos chrysaetos
Lineage: Eukaryota; Metazoa; Chordata; Aves; Accipitriformes; Accipitridae
Gene: KCNA4
Product: potassium voltage-gated channel subfamily A member 4
Exons: 2
Coding region: 1570-3558 (662 amino acids)
Biological process (GO): potassium ion transmembrane transport; protein homooligomerization
Cellular component (GO): membrane; voltage-gated potassium channel complex
Molecular function (GO): protein binding; delayed rectifier potassium channel activity; potassium ion binding
Source: RefSeq, a predicted model, not a curated record